GUUCCAUCCAAUCAUAGAGGUCCAAUUAUAACAAUUGCUUUGGCUGGACACUUUUUGCAUGGAGAAAAUCAACGGUCUUUAAGAUUUAAGCAAUUUUUAGUACAAUUUCCCUCUUGGACAGUUGUUACACCAUGGACGGCAACAUAUACUUCGUGGGAAUUUUGAAGUUGUUCUUAUAGAAGUCAUUAGCAAGAAGUGUUGUAGUUACCAUCAAUUUAAUGUUUAGAAAUUAUUGGAAAAUCACAUGUACUUUACUUUCUGUCUGCUGUCUAUUAUGAAUGGCUAAUUUACUUAAAUACUGAAAACGUUUAUUUAUUUGAACGAAAGCCAAAAAUAAACAAAAUACAGAGAGAAACGAAUGCUUAUAACAUUGAUUGUUAUGAAUAAUAAGAUUAGGUGCUUACAGUGCACGUUCACAUUACUAGUAACAGAAAUUAAUAUGCAAUCAAAAAUAAUAACAUUGUGAAUAUUGCGAAAUAGAUUUAUUACACAGAAAUUACUAUUAAAAGGUGUUUUUUGCGACGAUUUCUAAUGUUUCUAUCGAUGUUAUAGUUUCCAUUUAAUCUCUUCUUAUGAUUUUUGAAAUAUAUUAAAUAUGCAGAUACAAUCAGCUUUAAUAGAAUGAAUUUUCAUAUUAACGUUAUAAUUAUAAUAGUAAUUGAAAGUUCUUGCAUCUUUGUCGAGUUUAAGGGAUAAAAAAGACACAUACUGUGAAAGUGCACACUUAAGAAAGAUUAUUGCUUAACAAGAAACAGUUGCCUGACAUCAAAAUAUUUGCUUCCUAUUAGAAGAUGGCCCAGUUGAAUAAUGAGUAUCUGUUAGUGUAUUUAAUCGAUUAUCAUAGAUUGUUUCUCGUAACACUUGCUGUUAUUUCUAAAACAUUUCAGAAUUGGAGUAUUUACAUUCGAUAAAGCCAUACAGAAUGUUAUCAAUUAUAUGCUUUAAAAAGUUGUAUCGAAUUGCUAUUGCGUAGCACGAUGUUUGUGUGUAGAGAGCUAUUAAUUACGAAAAGAAAACAUAUUAUAUACAUAUUUCAACCCUAGAAUGCGUAGCAGGCUGAUGUGAAUCCUUUGUAGCAAUUGUUUCACUGUAUAGCUGUACUGAAAAAUAUUCUAAAGUUAAUAAGAUUUGGUUUAGAAUUUCGACAUGUAUUAUAUGCCGUUAUUAUACUACCAAAUAAGAAUAUUUCUGUUAAUCUGACAAUAUAUCACACAAUAUUCAAUAUAAUAACCUGAAUAGAAAAGUGUUCUUAAGCGAAAAACGAAGUUCGUAGAUAGUUUCAUAAAUUAAACAUAAAUGUAUUGCUUAAAAAAGUAGUUACCUAUGAUAAAGGAUUAGAAAGUUAUGUUGUAUUGCUUACCUAAUUUUUCAUAAUUGUAGAAAAAGAUACGUCGCAAUGUUUUGAUAUCGAUUUAUUGCCUUUGCAAAUACAUUAUACAACAUUACGGUAAGUCUGCUAUAAUAAUACAUCUAUUAAAAUAAUUUACAAUAAGGCAUAGCGAUAUAUCAAUAAUGUGAAACGUGAGGAAGGUUUUAACAUUGUUAUUCUUGACUUUUUAUUGUUUGGUUAAAAACAUUAAUGCUCUCGCAUUCUUCAUUUUGUAAAAAAGAGAAAUAAAUUCGAUUUUGAAUUAAAGACUAUCUGCAGUUCAAAUAACGUCUAAAAGAAGUGAAGUAAUUUCUGGUCUAUAAUAUUACUAUGGUUGUUAUUACGUGUCUUUCGCUUUCGUACAUUAUUCUUGAAUUUAAGAAUUUUGCUACACUUAAUUAGAAUAUAUCACACUUGCUUAUCAUAUAUAACAAUGUAGUACUAUCAAUAUUUUGUCAAGAGAUAGGAAAUAGAAGAAUGUAAUUCUUUAAAAUAA
Molecule: messenger RNA, 1865 nt
Organism: Cephus cinctus (wheat stem sawfly)
Lineage: Eukaryota; Metazoa; Arthropoda; Insecta; Hymenoptera; Cephidae
Product: endoplasmic reticulum metallopeptidase 1
Biological process (GO): proteolysis
Molecular function (GO): metalloexopeptidase activity
Source: RefSeq, a predicted model, not a curated record